This is a messenger RNA of Benincasa hispida (wax gourd), 1752 nucleotides long. RefSeq names its product UDP-glycosyltransferase 75C1-like. Lineage: Eukaryota; Viridiplantae; Streptophyta; Magnoliopsida; Cucurbitales; Cucurbitaceae. Gene Ontology annotation, molecular function: quercetin 7-O-glucosyltransferase activity; quercetin 3-O-glucosyltransferase activity. The record is from RefSeq and is a predicted model, not a curated record.
AUCAACUCUUUUAUAAGAAAUUCCCUCUUGCCCCCACCAACAAGGAAGAGCAUUAUUGGAGAAGAAUAAUGGAGCAUGGGAAUUUCCUUCUAGUUUCCCAAAGCCCAAAGAGCCAUCUCAACCCUACUCUCCAUUUGGCCUCCACCCUCCUUUCCUUUGGCUCAAAAGUCACUCUUCUCCUCACCAACUCUGCCCUCAAAAACAUCUCAAAAGACCAACUCCCUUAUGGCUUGUCUCUCUCCACUUUCUCCGAUGGCUUUGAUGAUGGUUUUACCUUCUCUGACUUCCCACGCUGGUGUUUCGAGUUCGAGCGCCUUGGUCGCCUUGCCCUCGUCAACCUCCUCUCCUCCUCCUUACAACAAGGCCUCCUUCCCUUCACUUGCAUUGUCCACACCCUCCUCAUCCCUUGGGUCGCUCGAGUCGCACGUGAGCUUCAUGUGCCGACCGCGGUUUUAUGGAUUCAAUCGGCCGCUGCCUUCGAUGUGUAUUACUAUUACUUCAAUGGCUAUAGUGAUGUGAUUUGGAAUGGUUAUAAAGAUGAGGGCUCUAACUCUUUGUUAUUUAACAUUUGGCUUCCGGGUUUGCCUUUGAUGAAUGUUUUGGACCUCCCAAGCUUUAUGGUUUCUGAUGAUUAUCAUGGGCUUAUUCUCAAGUCAUUUCAAGAGAAGAUGCAAGUUCUUGAGGAGGAGGAGAAUGUCUCAAUCCUUGUUAACUCGUUCGAUGCGUUGGAACAUGAUGCCUUGAGCGCAAUCGGGAAAUUUAACUUGAUCCCAGUUGGACCUUUGGUUUCACUCCCACUUGAAUUUGAAGUUUCAACCAAACAACGAAGCACUUCAUAUUUUCAAGAUGGCCAACAGGCUCAAGCGGAUUAUAUCAAAUGGCUCAACUCCAAACCUGAUUCAUCAGUGGUCUACAUAGCAUUUGGGAGCAUUUCAAAGUUGUCAAAUAAACAAACAAAAGAGAUCGUUGGUGCAUUAUUAGAAUGCAGUUACCCAUUCUUGUGGGCCCUUCGCAUGGAUGACAUCCAAGAUGAGAAUUUAAGCUCAUAUUUUGAUGAUGAACUACAAGCUCAAGGGAAGAUAGUGCCAUGGUGCUCACAGGUAGAGGUCUUGAGCCAUCACUCCGUGGGUUGCUUUGUAACGCACUGCGGAUGGAACUCGACGAUCGAGAGCGUGGCGGCUGGAGUGCCGAUGGUGGCAUGGCCGUUGUGGGCAGACCAAGCCACCAAUGCCAAGAUGAUGGAGGAUGUAUGGGAGAUUGGUGUGAGAGUGAAGAAGAGUAGUGAUGGUGAAGGAGUGGUUGAAGGGAAGGAGAUUGCAAGGUGCUUGAGAACGGUUAUGGAUAUGGAAGAUUAUGGCAAAGGAAGAGGAAAGCAACUGAGAAUCAAUGCUAGGAAGUGGCAGAGCUUAGCAAUGGAGGCUGCAAAUGGUUCUUCUUAUAUGAAUCUUAAGGCUUUUGUAAAUAAACUUAGUGAUCAAGCAAACUGAUUGGUGAAUGAUCAGCUUCUUUAUGGUACUAUGUAACAAACAUUAGGAUUAAAGCAUAUAAUUAUAAAUAAUAUUAGCAAGACAAUAGUAAUACCUGUAUCUCAGGUGGUAUUACUAUUGAGAAGACAAAUGUCUACCCAAGUAAGCAAAUCCAAGUAGGAAAAAAAUUCACUAAUAAGGCAUACAACAAUGGAUCAAUUCAUUCAACAAGAUCCAUUUUUAUUAGAUUUGGAUGAAUUAGAUUGGUCUGACCUCUUGCUCGAAU